Messenger RNA from Mycena indigotica, 1437 nucleotides. RefSeq names its product Polygalacturonase 3. Gene Ontology annotation, molecular function: protein binding. Bases 1 to 1437 code for a protein of 478 amino acids. The record is from RefSeq and is a predicted model, not a curated record. Lineage: Eukaryota; Fungi; Basidiomycota; Agaricomycetes; Agaricales; Mycenaceae. The transcript has 3 exons.
AUGCUGCUCCCCACCAUCGCAUUAUCUCUACCCUCAGAAAUAUGGCUCCAGGUUGCCCAGCAUCUUCCACCGACAGAGGUCGGUAACAUGUACCCGCUCAACAGCCAGUGGUUCGAGAUUGCCAUGAAUGCGCGGUACCAACACACCAGCUUUGCCUUCCUUGGACGGCCAAUGCUCAGAAUUUUAACUCGACUACGUGACCCGGCGGUAGCUCAAAGAGUCAGAACACUACACAUCCAUCCUUAUUUCGUGAAAGAAGUCGAGGAACAGACGGGAAUCCUUAUAACAACCCAUUGUCGACGCAAAUUCAAGAUAGGGGGCUUUCUACGUCUCGGACGCUGCGCUCGUACUCCACUGAGCAUACAAGAACUUGUUCCGAUGAUGGUGGAAGUCGUUUCUGGUCUACCCAACCUCACUGCAUUCAACAUCGCCUGGAAUGGCCUUGAAACUAUCCACGACCUGCCAGUGCCAAUCCUUGUCGCCGCAUUUCGCCCUUCUCUUCUCCGUUUGACGGUGGAAAUAUCGCUGGAGAAGACCGUGAAAUUACUGGCGCAUACCGCUCGGCUGGAGAAUCUUGAAGAACUCGAUUUGUUCAUUCGGCUCGAUCAUCUCUAUUCAGACGAGGCUUAUAAGCAGAUCCUCGUCAGUCACGUUGCACCUGCUAUAAAUCGACUGCACAAGACCCUCCAAAAACUCUCAUUACGAUUAUGCGAGCCGAUGGAUGUUGCUCCCUUGUUUGAUUCUUUACAAGUCCUUCCCUUUCUGGAGUCAGUGGCUAUCUCGAUUCCACUUGCGCGACCCCACCUUGGCGAUCCGUCGGGUCUAGGAAAUUUCUUUGAACGCCAGCGCAACACGCUGAGAAAUGUCGCCCUCCGCUCUUCAGACCUCAGUGGAGAUGGGCUUGUUUCACAUGACGGCCCUCUCUCCGAGUGGGUCAAUGAUGCACUCUCAUUUGUUGCGGGUCCCACUCAUUUACGCUCGCUGGACAUAAGCCUAACGUUGUUCCCUUUGGAAGCAGCAGCGCUUUGUCUGGGUCUAUUCGCACGCUCCCUAACAUCCCUUACCCUCACUGGUCGACAGCUAACUUAUGAUUCUGUUGACGAGCUUCUCGGUGCCGUUCGACGCGGCAGAGAACUGCAGAAACUCCGUCUUGGGACUGUCACACUUUCCCCAGAACUGAUCGAUCUUAUCGCGGAGAAACUCCCUGCUCUCGAGCGAUUGGACCUGACGAUUCACGAAGUUGUUGGCUCUGAAGGUGAACUGCUAUAUCUCGAGCACAAAGGCGACCAGAUUCAAAGCUUUCUUUCGGAGAUGGAACAGCGUAGAUACCCGGAAUGGAGCUUACAUAAACUGGCACUAUCGUGGACCUCGUUUCCCUUUCAAGUUCCCUACGCUUCAAUUUUCGCGGAGUGUAUACCUUCCUUGCUAAGAGUUUGA